GAUUGUUACAUAUUGAAGACAACGUCUUUCGCUCAAAUCAUAGCUGAAACUUCAUUUUCUAAGAAGCAGUAUUCAAAAAAUACAUUUAAAUGUUAUUAAGUUACCCAUUGCGUGCAUUGCAUUGCAUGCAUCGCGCAUUCUGUAAUAGUUUCUCAAAAACGACAUUUAACGAUGUUAAAUGUGGAGGCAAAACGCUAAACAAACGGCUCUCAAUAAUGUAUGUCGCAAAGAGAAAGCAGUGAGCAACCCCUAAAAGAACACCACACUCAAAGCUAACGUCGUAAAAUUUGUAAAGCAUAAUCAAGCGGCAAAGAGUUCAGACAAGUAUAUUAUGACAGGACUAAAAACUCCACUCCCGUAUUAAAGCCAGAUGUGCGAUUGAAAAAUCCAGAACUUUGAAUAUAAAAUUUGUUUGAGUUGUAAGAGUGUUCUCCCCGUUCCUAUCUUUUCCCUUGUAAAUUGGGCGUAGCAGCUACUCGUAGCUCAGACCGGUGCCCAGGUGCAACAGUCCUCAUUGUGCCAUCAAAGACAACAAGAUGGAGAGCUACGGCAGCAGCAUUGCUUCCACCCCGCUGGCCACCGCACAGCCCAGUCCCAGUGAGCAACAGGAGGCCAUUGCCCUGAAGAAAGCGCUCGAGUGGGAGCUGAGCCUGGACGCCCGCGAACUACGUUCCCACGCGUGGUACCACGGAGCCCUUCCCCGCCAGCGAGCGGAGGACAUCGUAAAGCGCGAGGGCGACUUCCUGGUCCGCGACUGCGCCUCCCAGCCUGACAACUACGUGCUCACCUGCCGGAGCCAGGCAGCCGUUCUGCAUUUCGUAUUAAACAAGUUGGUUAUACAGCCGGAGACAGUUUACGAACGGGUACAGUUCCAAUUUGAAGAGGAUGCCUUCGGUACCGUACCCGACUUAAUUACAUUCUACGUGGGAUCUGGGAAGCCCAUCUCGUCGGCGUCGGGGGCUCUUAUUCAAUUUCCAUGCAAUCGCACCUAUCCGCUAUCCUUCUAUGGCCACAAAAUCGUUGGCAACCAGCUUCACACGCAAAUGCUGGCCGGUCUCCGAAGUCUAAGUCUUCCUAAUACGGCGAUAAGCGGUAAUGGUGAAUUAGAAAAAGGCGUUCAUGGGGCCUUUCGCUUUGAUCCUCAGACGCAACAGCUCUCUCCAAAGGAUGGCUCUCCGGCCAGUCCGCACUGUUCGCCUCCGCGGGCACGACGAGAAAUCCCUCCACCGCCGCAGCUGCCUUGCAAGAAGCAACAGCGCUUCCAGAGCCUUACGCCGGCCCAGGCCAUGUUGGUUAGCAACAUCAACAAGCUUCAGGAUCAUCAUCAGCCUAUGCAGGAGCUUACAAAUGAAAAUGCUAAUACUAUGGUCCGCUUUCAGACGAUUGCCAGGUGUAACCCCACCAGCGAACAGCACCUAGAGAGUAAAUUCACUAGCCACUCUCUGCCAAGGCCCAACACUUCUGCGGCGCAAGCGCUGCGAAAAAAUUUAAUGGUACAGAUCUCGAGCCUGGCAAGGAAUUGCAGCCCGGACUCGCCUUCGGAUUCUCAACCGCCCAGUCCACCUCCCAAGCCGCGCAAGGAACCCGUAGCCGCGGUGCUGGCGUACCAAGCCAGUGGUUCUGAUUCGGGCAAUGGAUCCGGCGACUCUACUCUAGGAGAUGCGUGCGAACCAAGCUUACAGCGGGGUGUGGUUAUUAAGAAUCCCCGAUUCAUAAACAGCUUUGUCGCAAAUGAGACCCAUAGAAGUUUCACAGAAUUUGACGUCCUUGCCGCGGAAGAGGAGCUCUUUACAAUGGCCAUAGAGGAAGCUAGAACAGCGAGCAAGUUCGAUUUUGACAAUUUUGUCACUCUACUAUUGCCAUCUGUCUAUAAUAAACCAUUGGACGGUGAUGCCCUUAACACCUUUAAAAUUAUGCUGCUAGAGACGGGACCAAAACUACUGGCGGAGCACAUAACUAGCAUCGACAUCGCUCUAUUUUUGGAGGAGCCAUUAAACGAGGAGAACUACUAUCUGAGCUCUUCGGGUAUGGAGCUGCUGACUCUUCCCCACGGUAAACUUUUCCGUGAGGAUAUAAUCGAGCGGACACAGUGCAUUAAGCUAAUGGUAGCAGUGACAAUACUUACCUGUCAAACGGAUCUGGAUCGUGCACAACUGCUCAGUAAAUGGAUUGAAAUAGCGCUGGAAACUAAAACGGCCUUAGGAAAUCUGUUUGCGUUCUGUGCCAUCAUGUUGGGAUUAUGCAUGCAUCAGAUUCAGAAGCUCGACCAGGCCUGGCACAUUUUGAGGCAGCAGUAUACGGAGAGCGCCUUUACAUUCGAGGCCAAGUUACGUCCUACGCUUAGUAUUAUGAACGAGGCUUCUAAUCCACAGGCCCCAAACACAACCGUUCCUCACGUUCUUCUUUACGCAUUAUUAAUCGAUCGGCCCGUAAUGGAUAUCAUAAAUAACUCUAGUAUCUAUGAUCGUCCUGCUCUAUACCAUAGCUGUAUAGCUCCAUGGGAAUUAAAAGCCGACGACUUUGGCAUGGCCAUUAAUUUCCAACACCUGGAUGCUUCGCGUGGCUUUCUAAAGAAUUUAGAUUUAUAUCGUAAGAAUGCUAAAAUUAUUCUUGAGGACGCCGUUCCUAGAUUGGAUGUGAUUUUAUCAGAUGCCUUUCGAACCGAGUUCCAUGUGAAGUUCCUAUGGGGCAGUUCCGGAGCAAAUGCAAAGGCGGAAGAUCGUCACAGAAAACUGGAAAAAGUGCUGACCAUGAUGGCCGACAAGUUCUGCACAUUGUCAGAUUAAUAUUCUGUGAAAUAAUAAAGUCUUAACUACAGUCUAUUUAUAUUUAGUUAACUUACUAUAAUUAAUUGAUUAUAGUACAUUUUGUACUCCUCAUAUUUAUCAUACUAGCUACAAUAUCGCCAAUAUCUCAGAAAAUUAAAGAAUAAAUAUUAACUUUAGCAAGAACACUAAAACACUCUUUGAACAGCUGUCCUUCAAUCAACACUUAUUACUUAAGACACCAGCACAUAUAUAUUUAUUAAAUCAUUAAGCUUUAGAGGCAUUAAUGUAUAAAUGAAAGCCAACCAUAAAAAUCUGCAAAUUGACUACAAAGAUUUGUAUUACAUUUUGUAUUAAACUAAAAAAAACCUAUAUAGCGAACUAGUGCCGCCCCUAGCGGUAUACUAGCGUAUAGCUAAAACAUCUGAUAAUAAGUACUGAAACUUUUUUAAAGAUUUUCAAAAUAUUAAAAAAUGUGGGCGCUAGACGUGUUUUUGUGUUAUGGUCGCUUGUGGUAAUAAGUAAUUGAUAGUUUCACCAAGUUUUUUUGGCUCUAUCCGGUCAAGAAGAUCUCUA
Molecule: messenger RNA, 3341 nt
Organism: Drosophila biarmipes
Lineage: Eukaryota; Metazoa; Arthropoda; Insecta; Diptera; Drosophilidae
Product: breast cancer anti-estrogen resistance protein 3 homolog
Exons: 6
Coding region: 537-2786 (749 amino acids)
Biological process (GO): positive regulation of peptidyl-serine phosphorylation; small GTPase-mediated signal transduction
Molecular function (GO): phosphotyrosine residue binding; guanyl-nucleotide exchange factor activity
Source: RefSeq, a predicted model, not a curated record